AACGAUUCUCGGUUCUUACCUAGACACACCCUAAGCAAAGAAAGAAAACAGAUUAACCAUGAACGGAUGAACCUACGGUAGACUGUAUCAGAAAAUCGUUUCCCUCCGUUGUCAUUCUCAUGGCAAACCAAAUUUUAUCGCGUCCUGCAAAUCCAAUUCAAACUUUAACUUUUCUCAACUCAACUUGCAGUCUCUUAAAGAAGUCCCCAUUCCUUAAACAUAAGAAAUUCUCUCUCUCAUCUGCAACUCCAAUUAGAAAAUCAAUCACAGACUUUCAAAUUAGGGCAUCACAAUCCCACACUCUUACUAGAAAUUACUGUGCAGACUCUGUGGUUGUUCAGGAGGAUAAAAGUUACGGAAACAAACAGAUUAUUAGUGUUACUUCUCAGCUUUACGGUUACAUACUUUCAAAUGUUCGCGAACCAGAGAUACUGAAGAAGCUUCGAGAAGAAACGUCUUCGAUGAGAGGCAGUCAAAUGCAGGUAUCUCCGGAUCAGGCUCAACUGCUUGCAAUGCUUGUACAGAUUCUUGGAGCAAAGCGUUGUAUAGAAGUUGGCGUUUAUACUGGGUACUCAUCUUUGGCAGUUGCUCUAGUCUUGCCAAAAUCAGGUCGUUUGGUAGCGUGCGAAAGAGAUACAAAUUGUCUUGAGAUUGCAAAAAAGUACUAUCAACAAGCAGGUGUCACUCACAAGGUGGACAUUAGACAUGCAUUAGCAGCAGAUACACUAAAAUCACUUAUUGAGAAUGGAGAAGCUUGCAGUUAUGAUUUCGCAUUUGUUGAUGCUGAGAAGAAAAUGUACCAUGAAUAUUUUGAGUUGCUUUUACAGUUGGUGAGAGUUGGGGGUGUAAUUGUUGUUGACAACGUUCUCUGGCAUGGAAAGGUUGCUGAUCCACAAAUAAAUGAUCCACGGACUGUAAGCAUAAGAGAUUUCAAUAAAAGCGUUACAGAGGACAAUCGUGUUAGUGUAAGUAUGGUACCUAUUGGAGAUGGCAUGACAAUAUGCCGCAAGCUGUGACAGUAGAUGAUUGCUGGUUAAUCCAGAUCCAGAUUCACAUGACAUUUUCUGGCACACCUUCAAUGAAGUGCAAAAAACACUUCUCCAUGUGAUGGUUAACAUAGUGUUCACAAGUAUAACAAUAUCACAUGAACCACAUUAAUUCCCACAAUUUUCCUUAUAAAUGGCUCGUCCCUGUCAGUAUGUCGUUGCAAAAUAGCAAACAUAUUCUGGAUUUGAAGAGAAGUCCCCACUCCCCAGUAAAGAGACCAACAGCGACGACAGUGGGAACAAUCAACUUCUUCCCUGUUUGGUAGAGGGUUUCAUUGUUCAGAUCAGAUGUAAAAAGUGAUCAAAUCAUGAAGUCCUAGCAGUUUUAUUUCUGCUCGCCUGAGGAUUGAUAUUUUUUUAACGUAUUUUCAGUUGCCGGAUCAUCCAUAAAAUGACUGCUGAGACAUGUGACAUAUUAAUGGCUACAUUUGCUUUUCUUUCUUU
Messenger RNA from Papaver somniferum (opium poppy), 1490 nucleotides. RefSeq names its product O-methyltransferase MdmC-like. The coding region runs from base 120 to 1016 and encodes 298 amino acids. The transcript has 9 exons. Gene Ontology annotation, molecular function: O-methyltransferase activity; S-adenosylmethionine-dependent methyltransferase activity. The record is from RefSeq and is a predicted model, not a curated record. NCBI's taxonomy places the organism in Eukaryota, Viridiplantae, Streptophyta, Magnoliopsida, Ranunculales, Papaveraceae.